Messenger RNA from Phytophthora sojae, 399 nucleotides. RefSeq lists its product as hypothetical. The record is from RefSeq and is a predicted model, not a curated record. NCBI's taxonomy places the organism in Eukaryota, Oomycota, Peronosporomycetes, Peronosporales, Peronosporaceae. The coding region runs from base 1 to 399 and encodes 132 amino acids. The transcript has a single exon.
AUGGUGCCACCACGCGGUAACGCGGGGGAUCAACACAAGCAAAAGCUGGCCCCGGUUGAGGUUUCAGUUGACCAAGACGACGAACAAAUCAGGGCGGCGCUAUUCUCGUGGGUCAAUAGAGUGCGUCUGGAGCAGCAGGAGACUGGACUUGAAGGUCCUCCACUUCUGUCGGCACAAUCGUCACGGGCUCCGAAAAAGAAAAUUACCAUCCAGGUUGCCUCACCUCGGCGCAUACGCACCUCAAGGUAUCUCUGCGAGGGUGACCGGAAAGAAAUUAUCGCGCGGGUUGGCAGUGGCGAGCAGCAAUCUUCACUCCCGAAGGAGUUCGGCGUCAGUCGUGCUGCGAUUUGCAAUCUCUACAAGAACCGACACCCGCGGAGUCCGAGAGCCGGGCGCUAG